AUGACCUUCCUGGACCAGGGCGUCCACUGGACAGUGAGCCCCGUAUUCCCAGCUUUGCUUGAAAAGGAAAAGGAAAAGGCAGCCUUGAAAUGUAUACAAGGCUAUGAUGCUACCCAAGCUCCGAAAGAAUGUUCCAGUGCUUUCGACACCUGUGUGACCAUCAAGGAUGAGUACACACUGACAGACCCAAAGUUUAAUGCAACAUUCUAUACAUGUGGGAGAAUUUUGUCUUGUGCCCAUGCUUUUACCAUCACCAUAGGAGAUGGGAAACAUUUGCGCCACACCUCAGCUUGCUGUACCACAGAUGGCUGCAAUGCAAACUUAAAAUGGGGAGUUCCUCCAACUUCUUCAAGAAAGAAUGGGCUCAUUUGCCCAAUUGGAUGUUUUGCUGACACAGAGGAAACCUGCAAUGGCGGAAAAGUCUCAUGCACAGAUGCAGAAAAUACUUGCAUCAACGUAACAGGGACCUACGGCCCUAAGGAAGAUUCCAAGUCUUUUGUCGUGAAGGGUUGUGGAACAAGCAACGUGGGUGAACUCUAUAGCCUAAUCGGGUUCAUUAACGGAACCUGCUACAAAAUGCGAAACGCAGUAUGGAAGCCUGCUAAAUCCUCCAGCACCAACCAUAUUCUGGGCAAGAGAUCCUUUCUCCUCCUGCUACCCAGUAUCUCCAGCAUUCUCUUCCUGAAGUUUCUCUCCUGAGUUUUGUUCCCAUGCCAGGCAAUUUGUAGGAUCCAUGUUGUGAGCUUUUGGGCACCGGAAUGGACAAAUCUGUCAAGAUCAGUGCUCUUAAGUUUCUCAUUUUUUAAAAAAUCUUAAAUUCAAUUCUCCACAAUACUAGAGCAAUCUGCAUUUUUUUAAAUAAAAAAGGUGAAAAUCCAUCCACAUUUUAGCAUGAAUUUCUCCUAAUAAACACAAUUUGUAAUUGCAGUUUGACUAGUGUAGAGUUUUGCUAGCAUUUCCCCCCAAAAAUGCAUUUGUACAUAUGUUAUUAUCACCGAAAUAUGCACUUUUGGCAC
Molecule: messenger RNA, 1016 nt
Organism: Podarcis raffonei (Aeolian wall lizard)
Lineage: Eukaryota; Metazoa; Chordata; Lepidosauria; Squamata; Lacertidae
Product: phospholipase A2 inhibitor and Ly6/PLAUR domain-containing protein-like
Exons: 5
Coding region: 1-699 (232 amino acids)
Source: RefSeq, a predicted model, not a curated record